Molecule: messenger RNA, 960 nt
Organism: Miniopterus natalensis
Lineage: Eukaryota; Metazoa; Chordata; Mammalia; Chiroptera; Miniopteridae
Source: RefSeq, a predicted model, not a curated record
AUGCGCGCCCUUCCCAGGUCUGAGCCCAACGCGUCCUGGUGGGCGCUGGCCAACGCCUCGCGCUGUGCAGGCUGUGGCGCCAACGCCUCGGACGGCCUCGCCCCUGCGACGUGGUCCGUGGACGCCUGGCUCGUGCCGCUCUUCUUCGGCGCGCUAAUGCUGCUGGGCCUGACAGGGAACUCGCUUGUCAUUUUCGUCAUCUGCCGCCACAGACAGAUGCGCACGGUGACCAACUUCUACAUAGCCAACCUGGCAGCCACGGACAUGACCUUCCUACUCUGCUGUGUUCCCUUCACUGCCCUACUCUACCCACUGCCUGCCUGGGUGCUGGGUGACUUCAUGUGCAAGUUUGUCAACUACAUUCAGCAGGUGGGCUGGAGGCUGGGGAGCUAGGGGGUGGGUCUGUUUGUGGGCAGAUAGAUGCCAUGGGAGAGUUUGGGGCCCAGUGGGAAGUGGGUUGGGGAGGCAGCUCUGAGGGAGUGUCCCACAGCCUCUCCUCCUCCCACCUCUCUGCACCCCCAGGGGCAGAAGCUGGCGGGUCGAGCGGACGCUGUGCGGGCCAAGGUGUCACGGCUGGUGGCGGCCGUAGUUCUGCUCUUCGCUACCUGCUGGGGCCCCAUCCAGCUGUUCCUGGUGCUGCAGGCCUUGGGCCCGUCGGGCUCAUGGCACCCGCGCAGCUAUGCGGCUUACGCGCUCAAAACCUGGGCGCACUGCAUGUCCUACAGCAACUCGGCAUUAAACCCGCUGCUCUACGCGCUCCUGGGCUCUCGCUUCCGUCAGGCCUUGCGUCGGGUCUGCCCCUGCGAUGCCUCCUAUUACAUGGGGCCACUUCUGGGCUCUGUGGACCCAGCAGUGACCAAGACAGAUUCCUCCCUCACCCAGCAGGGAGGGGAAGAGGAGUCUCUGAGGAACCUGGACUGCACCUUCUUCAAAUCUCCUGGACCCUCGGCCUGUCAGUGA